AUGUUCGGUAGAUGGAUUGCCAACAGUGGAUUCAGAUGUUAUUCUGUAGCAAGAACUGCCAAAAUUGACCCCAGUUUGAAGGCAAGUGAAGUGAUCGUGAAGGUAGAUGCUCAUACUGUCAGGUAUUCACAUUACAACCGACAUCUUAGUGAUUUUGGUAUGUUUUCUAGUUGUUUUUGUUGUUGUUUUAGGUAAUUUUUAAUGAGAAGCAAUGAGGUAAAAGUUGACAGAAUACCUACUAGUUUGUCCCAAUAAAUAAACAUGGCGAUUAUCAGACAAGUACCACUUUGUAUAUAAAGUUAAAAUAGUUUAUUUUUAAUACGAAAAUAUAUACAAAACAAAUUAUAUUGUUUUAGGGACAGAAUUAGUGGGAACAGUGGAAAAAGUUGGCGAAGACUCUGAUUUUAAUGUUGGGGACCGAAUUUUUGCUGGAAUUUCGACGAAUGUCAACUUUACUAAACCCCUAAAACUGCAUACCUUCAAUCACAAGAUCAUGGAGGUUCCGGAAUCCAUCAAAACUGAAGAUGCGUUGGCGUCGGUUGGCAACUAUGCUCUAGGCUAUUUGGGACUGAAGAAGCUUGCCCUUGAGAAGCAGGGGUAAGUUUACUAGGCUUGAAUAAUAUGAAUCAGUAAUUCUAUUCUCUUGUUAGGUCAGAAUCGGUCACUCAGCUCUGCCAUCUUGGACUUGGCUCAGAACCUAUUCGAAUGUCAAGUCACAGGUGUAUCUGACAGCAAACUAAAUAUGGAACGGUUUCAAAGUCAAGGAUGCAAUGAAGUCCUGAAUUGGAAAGACGAAACUUUGAUACCUAAAGUUCUGGAAAGGACUUUUGGAGUGGGCGCUGACUUUGUGAUUGACACUGUUGGUGGUGACGCUUUGGAAAAGCUUCAGCAUUGGUAGGACUUUCAAGAAAAUUUUUCAUUAAAAUUCUGGAUAUAUAUUGUAUUUGUUGUAAUACAAAAUUAUCAAUUGUCUCAUAAGCAAUCCUUAGCUAACAUAAUUUUAGUAUCAAACCAAACGGCCUACUGUUGAUACUCGACCAGUCAUCUGGUCGCAUCCCUGUUAUCAAUACAAAAACCCUAAUUGAGCGGAAUCUUACCGUAUCGUCGAUAUCCUUCGAAAAACAGAAUCCAGCUGACGUGCGGAAGGCAUUCCAGAUGGCGAUGCAGAUUCUGGAGAGUGGAAUGCCUCGAGGAGUUGCUCCGAUCGUUGUGACCAAGGAUGACGAAGCCAGAAAUGCAUUGGAGGACAAUCGCUUCACCGGGCAGGUCGUUAUGAGGAUAAAACACUAG
Molecule: messenger RNA, 1290 nt
Organism: Bursaphelenchus okinawaensis
Lineage: Eukaryota; Metazoa; Nematoda; Chromadorea; Rhabditida; Aphelenchoididae
Source: the annotation of a GenBank genome assembly